Molecule: messenger RNA, 8820 nt
Organism: Pecten maximus
Lineage: Eukaryota; Metazoa; Mollusca; Bivalvia; Pectinida; Pectinidae
Product: HMG box-containing protein 1-like
Exons: 13
Coding region: 2-1801 (599 amino acids)
Biological process (GO): regulation of transcription by RNA polymerase II
Cellular component (GO): nucleus
Molecular function (GO): RNA binding; DNA-binding transcription factor activity, RNA polymerase II-specific; RNA polymerase II cis-regulatory region sequence-specific DNA binding
Source: RefSeq, a predicted model, not a curated record
GAUGGCGUCGAUUGGAGCCAAGGGGCCAUCCCACUCCAAAAGGACCCCAAUAGUGACACAACGAAUGCAACAGUUUAAACAGCGUUCCCAUGGUGAUGUGUCAGCCCAGAAGCAGCACCGUUGUGAGACCAAAGGCUGUGAUAAAACCUUCUCUAGUCUUCCUGGACUCAAGUACCACAUGAACACCUGUCACAGUCAUGUCCAUCAACAGUUCCACUGUCACAUGUGUCAUAACUCAUUCAAAAGUGCUAAUGGUCUAAAGUACCACAUAGAAAGUAAAAAGGCAAAGUGUCACGAGGAGGUUGGGGCACAAAAGUCAUGCUCCUGUUGUCCAGAGGUUGAGGCAGACACCACCACUGGACAUCAGUCUGGGGUCUCGGAUAGUGAGGGUGAUGGCCAAACAGAUAGGACUGACUACAUUAAUGUAGAGGACAGUGUCCAGGAGAGGAAUAUUUCGUGCUGCACAGGACUCGCAGAUACACAAAGGGGUGGAACUGACUGUAGACACAUCGAAAAUAAAGAAUUUGGAAAGAAAGUACCCCCUCCUCUUCAACUUAUGGAAGAGGAUCAUACUAUGAAGGAUACACACAAAAUGCAGCAAUGGGGAUUUGGGGAGACCUGUCUACAGUCCAGGACAGAAACACAGGCUUCAAGGGACAUAACUCCUACAGAAAUAAAAGCUGAUGACGGAAAAUUGAAAGAGUUUGCAAUCAUCGCCACCAGCAACCAGAGUCCCCUCAUGCAGACUGCUCAGCCCUUCUGCUGGGACAAACACAUCGAAACUGACAAAUCUAAAUCUAUGGGGACAGAGGAUCAGAUGAUGAGAGAGGAACAGUGGGCAGGUUACCAUGGGAACACUGGAUACACAGGCAGAAACCUGAUGAAUGACCCAACCUCUCAACAAGACAGAGGAAACUUUCAUUACAAGGAUCAUAGUGAGGAUGGCAGUGACCCCCGCGUAACUUCCUCCUCACCCUUCCCAGCAUCCAACUCUGCUGAUGGGGACUGGUCCCACAAAUGGCCUACAGCUGUCUGGCAGUGUUUUGUCAAAGGAACUAUUGUUCACUUUGUUGAUGGAGAGGAAGUCUGGUCUAGUGUGGAGGAAUUAGCUCGGCAUGAAGAGUUGUCUCAGCAGGCCUGUAGACAUGGAACAAAUCCCAGCUAUGCCCCUAACGGCCUGUUACUGAAGGACAUACUAUGCAGACAGCCAGAGACCACCAAUCUACUCUUCUCGGCUGAGGUCAAAGGUCAAUCAGAUGUGCUGGUCCAGUGUAAAACUGAUCACCCAUUCUUUGUAAAAGAAAAAGGAUGGGCAUCCCUAAAUGACACAAUGACAGCAGAGCAUUACGGUAUUCCUUGUAAUCAGCUGGAGAUAGGCGACCUGUGUCUUCCUCCCUCUCAUCCAGACGCAGCAUUCGGCUCAUUCCAAAGUGACUCAACUAGUCCAAGCUACACGUCUGCAGUAUUCACACUCAGCACUAUGGCACAGCAGAGGAACCAGAGAGAGAUUGAAGUAAGCCCAAAACAGACCACUGGUCAAACCACCAAGAAACGGUCGGUGAAAGCAGAAUCACUUAAAGCCAAGAGACCAAUGAACGGGUUCAUGUUAUUUGCUAAGGAGCACCGUCUGGAGUAUACCCACAAGUACCCAGGCAAGGACAACAGGUCUAUCAGCAUUCUCCUGGGUGAUAGAUGGAAAGAAAUGAGCACUGCCGACAGGAACGCGUACUCAGAGAAAGCUAAAGUGCUGGCCGAUAAACAGAAAAAGAUGCAUCCUGACUGCUGGAAGCGCAAAAAAUGAACACCUUGGUCUUAUCAGAGAUGUGAAGACAAUUUGACAUCUGAUCUCAUCUACAUGUAUCACUGCCAAUUCCUUGGGUUUUAGCCUGGGCAGCAAACUUUAUGGCACCCAAUGGAAGGGCUGAUUGCAUUUAAUGGUUAAACAAAUUAAUGUGUAAAUUGUUCGUUUUGAUACAACAACUAGAGACAGAUAAUUUAUUCAAAUUUUGUCACCACAAAAUGUGAUUGCGUGUGUUUGGUUUUUUUUUGUUUUUUUUUUUGAGUUGAAUUCCAUAAAUGUUGUCAGUCUCUAGACUCCUACUGAUGUAAAAGUUCCAGGUUUUCCAGGUAUAAAGUAUACUACGUAGUGACCAUGCCUUAUUUGGUCAAUGAAAGUUCCAAGUUUUCCAGGUAAGUAGUGGCCAUGCCUAGUUUGACUUACCAGAGUUAGUGAAAUAAAUACUUUAAAAAAGUAUUUUGAUUUAUAGGAGGAAGUCGUAAUCAGAGUUAUCUCCCUCUUAUGCAUUUGUUGAAAUAAAAUACAAUAUCAGUUGAGAGGAUAUGUAUAUAGCUAGGGAGCCAUGGUAAAUCUAUAACUCAAAAGUUAUCGGUGAAAUGGUGACAUUCAGUGGCAUUACAUUUUGUAUUCUGUUCUUACCAUUUUGGGGGCAGCUGAAGUAUGAUAACCUGAAAUGAACAUUUCAUGUUAAAUUCAAAUCUGAUGUGACCAGUCUUUUUUGACUGACUCUUUGGUAUUUUUGUUUCGUUUCCUUACUAUGUAUACUUUAAGAUAAGAUAGAACAUCUAGAAGAAAAUAUUGAUCAUAAUCACAAACUGACGAUUUCAGUAUCUAAUUCCACUCAUUUGUUAAGUAUGGCGACUUUUUUUAUUGAUUUUUAAUUGUUGACAAAUUACAAUGAAAUAGAUAAAACGAUAUCAAUUAUUAAUGGCAACUUACCUAAUUAAUGAAAAUUAGACAUAAAAUAUAUAUCAGAAUUAAAUUUAAAUAAAGAAACAGUUAAACUAAAAACAAGAUUGGAAUUUCUGUUAUUACAUAUUGUUAAGAUAUUGUUUCAAAAGGUUGAAAUAGAGAAAUUAUUUACAACAGUUGGUUAAGUUUGUAAACAAACUGUUGUGUGGAAAGGAGACGGAAUUUUUUUUUUUUUUAUUAUUAUUAUAUUAUAUUUUGGAGUUAGUGCGAAUACUACACAUCAAUACGCACAUGAAUUGCUCAGUAUUUGACAAAUGUCACAUUCCCGUUUUAUGUGGGAGUGAAUAUUCCUAAUGUUUUACAUAGGGGUGUACACAACAUUCCUGAUGUUUUAUGUGGGGUGUCUACACCAGUUUUGAAGCAUUUUAUGAACUUUAUAUAAUAUUUAUAUACUAUUUAUAUCAGUUACGAAUUUUAUAUAUUUUGUGCAAAAAAAAAAUAAAAAAUGUGCAAAUCCUGUUUUUCUUGUAAGUGCCUUUAGUUUAUAUAAAAGUCAUUUGUGAAGUUGAACUGAUGACUCUAAGCAUAGAUUGUGCUUCGUUUGUAAAUAAGAAAUGUUAAAUAUUUUCGUGUAUUCUAUAAUGGUUGUCCAUUUAAAAUUUUGAUUGCAAUUGUUUUAAGUUUCAGAUUUUCUAGUCGUAAAUGGAUUCACAUAAAAUCUAUUGGUGCCAUAUGUUAUUAAUCCCAUGUCAAUAAUUCAUUGUCCUGUUAAGACAUUAUAAGUAAGUAUAUGUACGUAGGGUAUCAGUGCUUGUUUAAGAUUUACAGUGCUUCUUUAUAGAAAUCUUUGAUGAUUUUGUGCUGGACUUUUUAAGUCCUUUUAAUUUUUUUUUUAAUUUUUCAUUUAUUUUUUUUAUUGGAUUGUAAUAGAAAUUUCAUUCGUGUAUGUUAAUUUUAUUGCAACAGGAAAAUGAAACAAAAUCACAAAAAAAGAAAGAAAACAAUUUUGUAAAGCUAUAAACAUCUUGUCCAUUACUUUUUACGUGUUGACAUAUAUUUUGGUUGAACUGGAAUACGUGUUAGUUGUCCGGGUGUAUCUUGUUUGUAGGAAUUGUUUCUUUUUACAACCUUAAAACAAGUUUGAUACAAAGAUAUUGUAUGUAGUAUUUUGUCAAUGAAUGUCGAGAAUGAUUAUUGCAGUUGAAAUUGUUUAUUUGUUGCUGAAAGCAAAGCAUGCUUAGUUCAAAUAUUGAAUAUUAAUUUAUCGUUUAUGUCUUCCAAAUAUCAAUCAAACAAUUUUAUAUCAAUUUUGUGUGCAACGAGAUGAGAUGAAAUAUUAUUUGAUGUCAUAAGAGAUUUUUAAAAAUGAAUUUGAGAUAUUAAUUUUCACUAUGUUGCAAGUCAUGAUAUAAGAACUUUAUCAAGCAUAGUCAUUACAAACAAUAGAUUGUAUCUUUUUAAACUGUGGGACGGAUUGUGGAAUCCAUAGUGAUCAAUUAGUAGGAAAUUGUUUGUGAUUCAUUCUGAUGACAUGUUUUCCCUUUCAUUGUUAGUGUCCAGCUCGAAAUGUGAAGGGGUUUUAUGUUUCCUCUUACUAGCACACCUUUUUGAAAUUAGUAUGAAAUUCUUUGUUUAUUUACUUAAAAUACACUUGAAAACUUAUUGGUAAAAAAUUCGUAUAAAUGCAUGAUUAUUUUAGAAAGGAAUAAUAAAUGAAAUUCAUGCCUGACAAAAUAUCACUAAAUUAGCAAACAUAUAAACAUUUGAAUUGACAGAUUUAGUUCAAGUAUCAUACACUUUUGAGAGGAGAUAACGAAAAAAACUCCUACAUUUACAAACGGCCUGCAUGCCCGGAGACAAAUGUACAUUUCAUUAAGCUUAAUAAAAAGUAAUUACUUGUUUCUGGGGCCAUUUUUGCUUAAAAGAGAUGGAGAGUUAAAUUUAUAAUUUCAUUGUUGAAAAAACAGAUGAGGGCAUGUUUUUUUUUGUUUUUGUUUUUAUUUUUAUUUUUCCAAACCAUUUUGCUUUUUCAUAUAAAUUGCUUCAAAAUAGCAAACAAUUUUCAUAGAUCUUUGUUUUUGUUUCACAUUAAUGAACAUGUUCUCUAGUUUCAUGGUUGAAAAUAAUGGAUAUUACAGGAGCAAGGGUUAUUGGUGAUGCUUUUUUCUACACAUUCGUCUCCCAAGAAAUAAUGAGGGAUUUUUAAUUCAACUAGGAAAAAUAAAUGAGAUCAUUUUUUUUCUUCUUCAAAGCAGAUGAUGGAGGGCCCGAGAACCAACUAAUUAAUUAUUUUUGUGGCCUUAUCAACGGACAUUUUCAACAAAUAUACUUUUCAUUAACAACGGAGGCUUACCACAAAAACACACUUUGGAAUGGAGACUGUCACCAUAAAGAAAUCAUACACUUAUUUUGUCACCAUACAUAUCUGGAUAGAGAUAUACCACACAUCAUAUACUCAUUAGUCUUGCCAAAUAUAAUCUGCAUAUGUUAAUGUUUUAAUAAAAUUACGCAAAUGAUACUUUAUCUGUUACUCUAAAUGAACGUGUUAUUCGAAUAGUAAACAAGUAUGAAAAGAAGCCUGGAUAACCACGUGUUGACACAUACUUUUAUCAUAUGUAUGAUAUGAUUAUGAACUGGAUGCAGUUUUUGAAUCGUAGAUCGAUUGACAAGUUCUUUAAGAUCAGGUUUGUGUGUAAUGUCAUGGCUUUGGAAAUUAUUCUUCAUUGAAACGUAUUGCUUAUAAUCGAAUACGGUUUUGAAUAGUAAAACAAGGGCGGUAAUUUUUUAAAGCAAAAAGCCAAAUACUCCUGAUUUCAUUUAUCUAAAUAAAACUACAGUUUAUUUUAUAAUUGAUUAGAUAACUUUAAUAGUAACGUCUUGUUUUAAUCUUCAUUUCCAGGGACCUUUUGAUGUUAUUGCUUUCUUAUUUAAAAAAAAAAAUGGACAAGAAUGGGUCUUUAUUAAGUUAUAAUUUAAGAGGUAUCUGUCGUCUGCCCUGACUAAUGUUACUGUUCAAAUCCGUAACUUCUAUACGGGAGACAUGUGUUCAUAUACUCAUUGUUGUUAGAUUGCGUUGUGACAAAAGAUUGGUUUAUUUAUAUAUCAAAGUAUUACAGUUGAUGUGCAAACCAUUCCAACAGAGAUACAAGCUUUUACAUUGCUUUCUUCCAAAUGUAGAAUUGUGUAUUGGAGAAUUGUAUUGAUAGCUAUAGGUUUUAUUGAUAGAUCUCUAUAUACAAUUAUAUGGUGUUAUUUUAACCUUUAUGAAAUUGUAUGUUUUUGUAUCACGCUAUGAUCUCAGAUAUCAAGAUGAAUAUAUUUAUUGAAUUUACCAGAGAGAAAGUGUGAUUUGAUGAUCAAUACUUAACAGCACACAUCAUUGAUAUCAUGUUUUUAUUUUGAAAGAAAUCAUAACAUCUGCAUUGAGAAUUGUUUCAUUUCAUAUUGGAGAAAAAAUAUUAAUAUUUACUUGCCUGUAAGAUGACGGACGAAAAUCUAAGCAUGUAUUUCUUUGUUACCAUCUCUCCCCGUAACGUAUAAGCGCUCCCCCUUUAGUUUGUGAUGUAACGACCAUGGUGUCUGCAUAUGUACUGAUAUACCCCUUCCAUGAAAUUAUGGUUCCGUCCGUAUGUAGACUGGAUUUUGUCCUGCCAUGUAUUCGGUUAAAUUCCAGAUAUGUGCAAUACCAUAAUGGAAUAUGAUUUUGCCCGUGAAUUUAACUCUUGUUUCUCAUAUUUUAUAAGUAGUUGAGGCAGGAGGGAAUUAGAAGGGGGAACUCUCAAGUGUGAUGAUGCUGAGAGUUUAAAAGCGUUUUUACACGUGACCUUAUCCCUACAUUAAAAUUUAUUUAUAUAUUAGAUUCAUAUUCAUUGUAAUUGAUGCUACAUUCUAAGUAAACUUAUGAAAAACCUAUGAAUUGUAAUAUUCGCACUUGGUAUUAUAUUUAUGACCCAUCGAUUACAAUUACAGCGUAAGCCUUUAAUUACUUGUCAGGAUAAACCUAUUUUAGUCCUCGGGCGUUUCUCGUGUAAUGCAUUCAUUAAAUUGUAGAAUAAUAUUGUCUUAACAUAUUGAUAACCCUAAGAGUCUAUACCCUGUAAAGUACUCUCGGAUUUUGUUAUUUUAAAUAUGUCUUAUGAAAGGUAGCAAGAAAAUCAUGUCUAAGCGAAGUUAAACUACUUUCAUCAUUCAACUAAUUUCUUCACAUCGUUUUACCAAAUAUAUUGUCACGGUAUUUUUAUUCAGUAUAAAAUAACAUAGUCCAAAGGUGUUAAUAUUAUCGAAACAUAUUAACACUAUCACCAGGCAGCGAUUCCACUCACGUGCAGCUAGCAUUUACAUUGUACAUCUUAGUAUUUAGAUUCAAAUCAUUCUUUCUCUCAUUACGUCAUUAAAUUUGUUAUUUUGUACAGUAUUUUUUUUAAAUAUUUUACUCAGUGUGUUGUAAAACAAUGUUUAUGCUUAUUAUUAUACUGUACUGGCUUAUUUUGAUUUACGAAACUUGUAAGUGAUGUACACGUGUGAGUGUGUGUACAGGCUACACGUUUUUGUUACCGAGUUGAGAAGAUUGAGCGUGCUCAACAUUUCCAAAUUCUUCUCCAGUGUACAUUUGAAGCGACUAUAACUGUAGAUUUCGUGCUAUUUUUUCUUCUGAUGAUUAGUGAGAUAGUUUUAGAAUAUAGCGUUACACGAGCCAAUACCGUUAACAUGUUCAGGGUAUCUUUUCGGGUUUUAGAACUUUGUUUAUCUCGAUUGAUGUUUGUUAAAAAUGCUACACGAAAAAGAAAAAAAAAACGUAUGGAGUCACAUGGAUGCGUGUCCGCGCAGCAUCCUGCUAACGAGCGGUAAUAUAUGAGGCUGAUUGAUAAGUUGUAAGCCUCGUAUUGAAGGAUUUGAAUUUUGCCAGACAUAUUGUAUUAUUUUUCAACAUAACCUUCCUCAGUAUCUACACACUUUUGCCAGAGGUGUUUAAGGGCCUCAAUGCCACUUUUAUAGAACUUCUUUUCUUGGCUGUUCAGAAAGUCGCCCAAGUCACCCACUGCAUGUUAGGGUUAGUGCUGGGGUUAGGGUGCCUGGGACAGCCGUUUUCAGUUUUGUAAAUAUAUGAAAGUCUGAUGGAGCGAGAUCAGGUGAAUAAGGCGGAUGCUCAAUCAAUUUAAAGCCACAAUCGUGAGUGGCAGCCAUGGCAAUGACAGACUCUUUCACCCUAACCCUAAACCUAGCCGAGUUUUUACUUUUUGUAAAAGCUGCUUGCUUUGUUUACUUUUAGAGUGCUACCUCAUCGAUAUAAACAAACCAAAUGAGACUAGUCCUUGGGUACACGGCUUUAUAUAGCCAGGGAAUAGUAGGACUAAAAGAACAUCCCUGAGUACCUCCUUCAAUACGAGGCUCACAACUUAUAAAAUAAAAAGUCCGUCAUCGUAAGCAUUCUUGUAGGACCUACAGAAUUGUAAUGUUAUGGUUUUGCGCUGUUUUAAGUAUCAACAAAUGGUUGCAGACACUUUAAUUUUUCGUAUAAAAAGGUAAAGUCUUACUUUUAUUAUUUUUUUUUAUUAAAUUGCGCCAGAUUGUAUCUGUAACGGUGAUGUUUACAAUUAUAGUCGCUUUAAAGUUUAUUUUGAGUUGCAUGCUGUCUGUUUACUUUGUACAUGUAGUUGCGUACUUUUUGGUGACUACUCCACGCGCAUUUACAUGCAUUUAUUUUAUUCGGCUUGAUUUUUUUCUUACAAUUCUCUUUUUUUCCAACAAGACUCUUAAUAUUUUCAAAAUAUAAAAAACAAAACAAAUAGCGAUUUGUAGUAUUAUAUAGCGUCCAUCGUUUCACUCGGUAUUAUCUACGAAAACUGAUAAAUCGGGCAUUACUUGAUAUUGAAUGAACUGCUCGUCCGGAGUAAUCGCCAAAAGUAAGCCAAAACAAAAUAUUUGAGAAAAAGAAAAAGUUUGAUUUAUUGAUUUGCCAAUCAUUCUAUUAUGCUAUUGAGCAAAUGUAACUAGUGUUUGUCCUGAUAGGAACACUCGUUCACUAUCUCGAACGGCUUUUAAGAUAUGUGAUUUGAUAUACGCACAAUGUCAUUAGAAUGGAAGGAAAAAUAAAGAGUUCAUUUCCGGAA